Heterocephalus glaber (naked mole-rat) is the source of this 2847-nucleotide messenger RNA. RefSeq names its product transmembrane protein 25 (gene Tmem25). Gene Ontology annotation, biological process: negative regulation of excitatory postsynaptic potential. Lineage: Eukaryota; Metazoa; Chordata; Mammalia; Rodentia; Bathyergidae. The record is from RefSeq and is a predicted model, not a curated record.
UGCGGUGCUCAUCAGACCUGAGCAGUUGCUCGGUUGGGCUCGCGGAGGGAGCCAGGUGAGCCGUACGAGGAAGGGGGCUGUGGCGUGUUGCUUGCGUGACCCCCGCGUCCGCGAUGUCCUCCUCUUCUGCCCAAGUCCACCUGAGCAACCGGGAUUGGAGAAGGGGGCGUAGGGCGAGAUGGGAGGGAGAACAGAGUAGGAGAGAGGACUGGGUUGGAGAGGGCAGUCUGGGGGAAGGGCAUGUGCAGACCUUGCGUGCAUGUGUGUGUGUGUGUGCGUGUGUGUGUGUGUGUGUGUGUGUGUGUGGUGCGGCUGCGCAGUUGCCCCUUGCUUCUGUGUACCUUCGUAUGUGAUGUUUGUCCUCUACAGUCAGUGCUGGGUUCUGUGCCCGCAGGUGCCCAGAGUAAAUUCCUGAAGGAGUUGCUAGGCCUGCCUGCUCUCACCUGGCUGACACCAAGGCCACCCCAUUCUCUCAGCAGGCCAGCCCCAGCUUUGGCCACCAUGGGGCUGCCUCCAGGCCCAGCCACCCUCCCGCACACACUACUGUUCCUGCCAGCCCUUCUGAGCUCAGGUUGGGGGGAGUUGGCACCGCAAAUUGAUGGUCACACCUGGGCUGAGAGGGCACUUCAGGAGAAUGAGCGUCAUGCCUUCACCUGUCGGGUGGCAGGGGGCCCUGGAACCCCUCGAUUAGCCUGGUACCUGAAUGGACAGCUACAGGAGGCCAGCACCUCAAGACUGCUGAGUGUGGGUGGGGAGGCCUUCUCUGGAGGCACCAGCACCUUUACUGUCACUGCCCACCGGGCCCAGCAUGAGCUCAACUGCUCCCUGCAGGACCCUGGCAGUGGCCGGUCAGCCAACGCCUCUGUCAUCCUCAAUGUGCAAUUUAAACCAGAAAUUGCUCAGGUCGGGGCUAAGUACCAAGAAGCUGAGGGCCCAGGCCUCCUGGUUGUCCUGUUUGCCCUGGUGCGUGCCAACCCACCUGCCAAUGUCACCUGGAUUGACCAGGAUGGGCCAGUGACUGUCAACACCUCUGACUUCCUGGUGCUGGAUGCUCAGAACUAUCCCUGGCUCACUAACCACACUGUGCAGCUGCAGCUCCGCAGCCUGGCACACAACCUCUCAGUUGUGGCCACCAAUGAUGUCGGUGUCACCAGUGCCUCGCUUCCAGGCCCAGGGCUCCUGGCCACCCGGGUGGAAGUGCCACUGCUGGGCAUCGUUGUGGCUGGAGGGCUUGCCCUGGGAACCCUAGUGGGGUUCAGCACCUUGGUGGCCUGCCUGGUAUGCAGAAAAGAGAAGAAGACCAAAGGCCCCUCCCGACGCCCGUCUCUGAUCUCUAGUGACUCUAACAACCUGAAACUCAACAAUGUGCGCCUGCCACGGGAGAACAUGUCCCUCCCAUCCAACCUUCAGCUCAAUGACCUCGCUCCAGAUUCCAGAGCAGAGAAACUAGCAGACCGGCCAAUGGCUCGGAACAGCAGCCAGCCAGAACUUCUGGAACCUGACACAGGUGGCCUCCUCACCAGCCAAGGUUUCAUCCGCCUCCCAAUGCUGGGUUACAUCUAUCGAGUGUCCAGUGUGAGCAGUGAUGAGAUCUGGCUCUGAGCAAGGUGUGUCAGGAGUGCCCUUUGGGCCCAGACAUCCAGAACACCCUGCCCCCUGCUCCUCCAGUGCAUCCUCUGCCUGGCCAUAUGGCCAACAUGAAGAGGCCAUGCUACUGCCACUGGCUGGGGUACCCUAGGGGUCAAGCACAUGAUCUAUUUCACUGGGAUUUGACCUGUAGGGCACAGGUAUCCUUGGCAAGGCUGCCAGCCAGAACUAAGCCCCUUGUGCUAACUCAGGUUAGGGCCUGCAUGCGAUGACUGAGCAGAUGUAGCUCUUUGGUUAGGUGUGUCCAGGUGUCACCCAGCCCCCAAGUAUGGCAUGGCCUGCUACAUGCCCCACACCUGUACUUGAUAGCACCUUGAAUAGUAGGCAUGGGGGGAGGGCUGUUUAUAAAUAGGGAAGGCCCUGCAUGUCUUCAGUGUCCUUCUUAUGCUAUGCACCUUCGUUCCCUCAAGGAGAAUGCAGUACCCUGCUAGCUGUAUAAAAUCAAACUUCCCUUUGCACAAGAAACAACCUGUGGCCCAGGGGCCCCUGCCAAGCACAAACUAGUCCCUUUUGCUGCAUACCUCUCUGCCCUUCUCCACCCCGUGUCUCUGGCCCUGCAUCUUCCUGGACAUCACAAGUUAUACACUGGAUCUUAUUUCUUCACUGGGUCCUAAACUCCCACAUUGGCCUGACUCCCAGCAAUGCCAGUACCUGGUGUUAGCACAAGUCUGGGAAGAAGAGAGGUGACAAGUCUGGUGGAGUCCAGGACUGCAUGUAGCUAUGCAUCAAUUUUUACAGUAUUAGCACUUUAAGCACAUCCCCUAGGGGAGGGGGUGAGGGAUGGCCCAGAGCCCUCUGGGAUCCCCAGGUUUGGCCUUCCUUUGAUUCACUGUGAGUGUCCUGAGCCCUGAGGGUGGACAGUUUCCCUCUCAGCACAUCUCCCCUCCCAGGGAACCCCAGCCCUGACCAACCCUGGCUGCCCCAUCCGUAGGAAGCCAUUUGUCCUACCCCACCUUCUUUAGGUGGGGCUAAAGUAGGUAUAUAAUUCAACAGUUCCAGAAAGUUUAGGGAGACAUAGAGAAAGGGAGACUGCAUACUCCAAAAUGACCUAAGAAUGCUUUUAAAAAGCAACAUGGAAAUGAUUGGAAAUUAGCAGAAUGCAGACUAUAUUUUUCCCUUGUUUUGUAAUUUUUCUUAUGUUACUGCCUAGGACAGUGCUGAGCACACAGUAAAAUCAAUAAACUUAACUGAAUGAAUGUA